AAAGAAUUGGAAGAUUAUAUAGACCAACAACAGGCAAAAGCCAAGAUACAAGCUCAGGUACAUGAUCUAACUCAGAGAUUAUUAAUUGUCAGUUGCAUAACAGGAGGGAUAUCUUCGAAAUUCUCACGGGGUGAAGCUUCAUGUUUGGAAAAUUGCGUGGAUAGGUUUCUCGAUAGUAGUCUUUUCCUCGUCAAACAAUUAGAAGCUCAACAGACACAUUUGUAG
Tremella mesenterica DSM 1558 is the source of this 225-nucleotide messenger RNA. RefSeq lists its product as uncharacterized. The record is from RefSeq and is a predicted model, not a curated record. NCBI's taxonomy places the organism in Eukaryota, Fungi, Basidiomycota, Tremellomycetes, Tremellales, Tremellaceae. The transcript is spliced from 4 exons. The annotation marks the transcript as partial.